Messenger RNA from Melanotaenia boesemani (Boeseman's rainbowfish), 2314 nucleotides. Its product is annotated as zinc finger protein 226-like. The record is from RefSeq and is a predicted model, not a curated record. Gene Ontology annotation, biological process: regulation of transcription by RNA polymerase II. The transcript is spliced from 5 exons. Gene Ontology annotation, cellular component: nucleus. Gene Ontology annotation, molecular function: RNA polymerase II transcription regulatory region sequence-specific DNA binding; DNA-binding transcription factor activity, RNA polymerase II-specific. NCBI's taxonomy places the organism in Eukaryota, Metazoa, Chordata, Actinopteri, Atheriniformes, Melanotaeniidae. The coding region runs from base 131 to 1378 and encodes 415 amino acids.
CACACGCAGGAAGUGUACAAUCUAGUAGAUGUACUUCUAGGGUCAACUCUUUCAGUCAAACUACCUUCAAAGAGCGGUUAGAGUUUAACCCAGAAAAGUUGCAGCCUGUUACGGUCCCCACUACCACAGGAUGGACUCUGAAAUUCUGAACAUAGAGGAGAUAGUGAUGGGACGGGGCUUGCCAGAUCCACCUCCCGAAGCUCCCCCUGAAAAGCCAGCAGAACCAUAUAAACCCAUCACUCUGAAUGGACCUCCGACUACUACUGUUCAACCUUACCAGCAUGAAAACCUGCAGUGUUUCCAGUGUUUCAUCACGUUCUGUAGCGCCAAAGCCAAGGAGAGGCACAUGAAGAAGAGCCACAGAGAGGAGUAUAAACAACAGCUUCAGCAGGGAAACACACUGUUUACAUGCUACGUAUGUGACCGUACAUUUCCAUCAUCUGAGGAAUUGACACAGCACCAGCCAACACACAGCAAGGAUGACAAGCCUUUCAAAUGUGUUCACUGCAAGGAGAGCUUUAAAACAUUUUCUGAGCUCACAGCCCAUAGAAGACAGGUGUGUCCGGAGAGACAGAUGGUGUGUAAAGAUUGCAAUGAAACCUUCCGAAGCGCUGGACUGCUGCGUGCUCACCGUCUGACCCAGCAUCCCCGCCCAGACGUAGACACCGCAGAACAACCGGAGGACUCUACAAAAACCCAUCGCUGUAAGAAGUGCGGGCAGGGAUUUGAAGUGGAAUCAGAGCUGCUAGCACACCAGGAGAAGUAUCCUGAAGGUCAGCAAUGCAACGGCAGUGCUUCGCCCAUCAAGAAACGUGGACGGCCUUCCAAAGCCGAAGAACCAGCUGGCGGUGAGAAAAAGGGAAAGCGGAAAAAGAAGGAAGAGGCAGAGGUGCCUGAGGAGGCAGUUAAGACCAGCAGCCCGUCAGAGCCAGCAGCAACCCCAGCGGAACAAAAGGGGAAAGCUGGCGGAGUAAAGCGUGGCCGUCCCUCUAAAGCAGCACCAAAAUCAGAAACGGAGGAUAAACAAAGUUCUGAAGAAGACAGUCAAGCUUCAGCAAAGGAGAAGAAACCCAAAGCAGACCCCGCUCCGCCUCGUCAGCACCCCUGCCCUGAGUGUGACCUCACGUUCCCCGGCUUGGUUCAGCUCCGCACCCACAAGAAGGAGAAACACACUCCACGGAAAGCCCACCCAUGUGAAGAAUGUGAAGAGAGCUUUGCCCGUCCUGAGCAGCUGGAUGCACACAUGUUGCGGGCUCACGCCUCCGGCCGCUUCGCCUGUCCGACCUGUGGGAAGAGUUUUGGCCGCGAGCGCACCUUGAAAGCUCACCAGAAAAGCCACCUAGACGAAAAGCCAGAAAACCCAAGUGCAAAGAGAUAAUUGAGAAAUUCAGAAAGUUUGUGGUUUUUGAAUAUUUUAGUCAUGCAUCAGCCCAUUGUUUUGUUAAUUUUUUUUAUUAUUAUUAUUUUAAAACUUGGGAAACCUUUUCAUUCGAGAACAUGUUAUGAAUGGUUUUUAGCAGGUUGCUGGAUUUAAAGUUGGGUUUGAUUAUGAACAGUUGAAAUUGUGAACAGACACGUCUCAUAAAUUGACUAACCAAGUAUUAAACCCAUAUGUUUCACCAUUUGUCAAAAUAGUCUAUUUGUAACUGUUUUGAAUAACUUUUUAAAUGAUUUCCCCCCCUUUUUUUUAGUGUGAAAUGUGUGUAAUGAAUUUAUUACUUAGUGUCUUGAGUUUAUUAACUCAUUUUGUGAUUUAGAAAAACAACAAAAAAAUCCUUCUCGUUUUCUCCCGGCAGAUUGACUCAGUUCAUAUGUUGAAACUAGUUGCCUCCUAGAGAUAUUAUGUUGGAAUGUUUAGGCAGUUUGUUAAAACGGCGUGCUAUGUACAGCUUCUUGCUAAUUUUUACACUUAAUAUUUUCAUUAUGUACCUUUAUAAAUUAAAAUUAAUGGUGGAUUUAUUUUAAAAUUAAGUUCUCCUUAAAAGUUAUUUGCCUAAGUGCUCCAGAUUUAACGUGGAGUGGUUGGCAUCUGGACAGACAUGAUCCACUAUAAUCUUCAUUUGUGCUAUACUAAAAUUUACUUCUUUUUUUUUUCUUUCUUUCUUUUUUCUCCCAACUUGUUAAAUAUUUCGUGUAUUUCUUAAAAGGCACUCAUGGCUUUUUUUAUGCCCAGGAGUCUAAGAAAGAAUUGUGUAUAUCAUGUUAUUCACUGACCAGAUUUUCUCUCACUGCAAUGUGUCUGGACACUGCAAAAAUGUAAUAAAUCAUGCUGUCCUGAGGGAGGCUGCUGAAGAAAGGAGUGGAUUUUCUGUCU